UGUGUUUCGCGAAUCUUAAAAACUGCGGACUGCGGACAAAGGAAAGAUCGACGCAUUUGCAUUGGGCAAGUCGCAGUGUUUGGACGUGUUUACCAAGGGAUAUCAAGAAAUUCGCUAAACUUUGAUUCUGAUAAACUCUACUAGUGUGAUAAUAUUUACCAAGCAGAAUGUUGAAAUUAGGAGUUUUGGCAGUACUACUUUUUUGUAGUGCUAUGGCAGAAAAGUGUGAAGAUAACAAUCAGGAACAGUGUCCAGCUACAACUUCAGCACCCUUGGAUCAGGACAAAGACUGGAGCAAAGCCUCUACAAUUUAUGAUUUCCAUGCUCGAGAUAUUCAUGGCAACGAUGUGUCGUUAGACAAAUUUCGUGGUCAUGUUUGCAUAAUUGUUAAUGUAGCCAGCCAAUGCGGCUUAACAGACACAAAUUACAAAGAGCUGGUACAGUUGUAUGAAAAGUACAGCGAGAAGGAAGGCUUGAAGAUCCUUGCCUUCCCAUCAAAUCAGUUUGGUAGCCAAGAACCAGGAAGCUCAGAGCAGAUCUUAGAUUUUAUUCAGAAAUACAAUGUUACUUUUGAUGUUUUUGAAAAGAUUGAUGUUAAUGGAGAUAAUGCUCAUCCCUUAUGGAAAUGGCUGAAGACACAGGCCAGUGGAUUUAUGACGGACAACAUCAAAUGGAACUUCACUAAAUUUAUCAUAAACAAAGAAGGAAAAGUUGUAUCUAGAUACGCGCCGACGACCGAUCCCCUGCAAAUGGAAUCCGAAUUGAAGAAAUAUUUUUAAACCUUGAUAUUUUUGCAUGCUUCAACCCAAUCUUGACUAGCAAUACUUUAAUAAUACUCGUCGUUAUCAGGAAAAUGUUGCGUCUUAUCGCUCUGUUAUGAGAACAAUUGUAUCUUUUGUAUCUUCUAGAUGAUUAGCUAAGUUUGAAGUUGUUUUCUCAUAAGGCGAGCUUAGAAUAAGUUUCUGACAUUAUAUAUGCUAGGUGCGCUAAGAAUAAACUUCAUUUCACAGUUUAUAAA
Messenger RNA from Osmia bicornis bicornis, 1018 nucleotides. Its product is annotated as probable phospholipid hydroperoxide glutathione peroxidase. Lineage: Eukaryota; Metazoa; Arthropoda; Insecta; Hymenoptera; Megachilidae. The transcript is spliced from 3 exons. Gene Ontology annotation, biological process: response to oxidative stress. The coding region runs from base 168 to 779 and encodes 203 amino acids. The record is from RefSeq and is a predicted model, not a curated record. Gene Ontology annotation, molecular function: glutathione peroxidase activity.